Messenger RNA from Ictalurus furcatus (blue catfish), 6087 nucleotides. It is a transcript of the gene kcnt2b, whose product is annotated as potassium channel subfamily T member 2. Gene Ontology annotation, cellular component: membrane. The coding region runs from base 567 to 4304 and encodes 1245 amino acids. The transcript is spliced from 30 exons. The record is from RefSeq and is a predicted model, not a curated record. Gene Ontology annotation, molecular function: intracellular sodium-activated potassium channel activity. Lineage: Eukaryota; Metazoa; Chordata; Actinopteri; Siluriformes; Ictaluridae. Gene Ontology annotation, biological process: potassium ion transport.
CACGGUAACUAUGGUAACCUGUGGAGGCGCACUACUUUGAUAAGCAUCCUUCCCUUACUUCCAUGCUAAAGAGUGAAUUUUUGUUCAGAGUGACACCAGAGAGAGAGAGAGAGAGAGAGAGAGAGAGAGUUUAUGCUUCGGGGUGGUAACCGCUUCAAGUAGUGAUGUUCCAGAGGAGAGCCAUCGCGUCUUCCACGCACCCGGUGUUGCCAGAUUGGGGGAUUCCCUUCUUGCAAAAGCAGGCAUAUAGGCUUGUGUAGCUCUGACACACUUGGAUAGACUUUAGACUCGUUUACAACGAUUGUUUCAUUCUCCGAGGCGCAAUCUGGCAACCCGAGUUUCGGGGGAAAUUGCACGGUGCGCAGUAGAGACAUGGACCCGGGACUGCGGCGGUAAAACAAAAAAAAGUGAAAGGGUGAAGUGAGCUGGGUUGUGCUUCUGCAACUCGGUCAUUGUGGUGUGUGUGUGUGUGUGUGUGUGUGAGAGAGAGAGAGAGAGAGUGCGUGUGCGCGCGCGCGUGCGCGUGUGUGUGUGCGAGUGCGUGAGGCUCGGCUCGGCGGUGCGCCAUGGUGGAGCUGGAGAAGGAGGUGCUGCCGCUGCCGCCGCGUUACCGAUUCAGAGACCUGUUGCUCGGAGACUGGCAGACUGACGACAGAGUCCAGGUCGAGUUUUAUGUGAACGAGAACACCUUUAAGGAACGCCUGAAGCUCUUCUUCAUCAAAAACCAGCGAUCCAGUCUGAGAGUGCGCCUCUUCAACUUCUUCCUGAAGGUGGUGAGCUGCCUGCUUUACAUCGUCCGAGUGCUGCUGGAUGACCCGCGCGAGCAGAGGGACUGUCCUGGCUGUCUCAGACAGAAUGCCUCUGCACAGAACAAAAGCCACUUUGACUGGUCCCUCAUUAUCUGGGUGAACAGACCUCUGCCGCUUUGGGCGCUCCAGGUUCUUGUGGCUUUCAUCAGCUUUUCAGAAACCAUGUUGCUCGUGUACCUGAGCUACAAGGGCAACGUCUGGGAGCAAGUGUUGCGCGUCCCGUUCAUCCUGGAGAUGAUCAGCGCCGUCCCUUUCGUCAUCACUGUGAUUUUACCCUCGCUCCGGAACCUGUUCAUCCCCGUCUUUCUGAACUGCUGGCUGGCCAAACACGCCUUGGAAAACAUGAUCAAUGACCUACACAGAGCCAUCCAGCGCACUCACUCAGCCAUGUUCAACCAGGUGCUCAUACUCAUCAGCACCCUCCUCUGCCUGAUCUUCACCUGUAUCUGUGGGAUUCAGCACCUGGAACGAGCGGGGAAUAAUCUCACGCUCUUCGACUCGCUGUAUUUCUGCGUGGUCACGUUCUCCACCGUGGGAUUCGGAGACGUCACGCCGCAGAUCUGGCCCUCACAGCUCCUCGUGGUCAUCAUGAUCUGCGUCGCUCUCAUCGUGCUGCCCAUUCAGUUUGAGCAGCUGGCUUUCCUCUGGAUGGAGAGACAGAAGUCUGGGGGGAACUACAGCCGCUACAGAGCUCAGACCGAGAAACACGUCGUGCUCUGUGUCAGCUGUCUGAAGAUAGAUCUCCUCAUGGAUUUCCUCAACGAGUUCUUCGCUCACCCCAGACUACAGGACUACUACGUGGUGAUCCUGUGUCCGGCAGAGAUCGACGUCCAGGUACGGCGGGUGCUGCACAUCCCGCUGUGGGCUCAGAGGGUCAUCUACCUGCAGGGCUCUGCACUCAAAGACCAGGAUCUGAUGAGGGCCAAGAUGGAUGAUGCCGAGGCCUGUUUUAUCCUGAGCAACCGGUUUGAAGUGGACCGCCUGGCUGCUGAUCACCAGACUAUCCUCCGAGCCUGGGCGGUGAAGGAUUUCGCCCCGAACUGUCCUCUCUACGUCCAGAUCCUCAAACCAGAGAACAAGUUCCACGUCAAAUUUGCAGAUCACGUGGUGUGUGAAGAAGAGUUUAAAUACGCCAUGCUCGCCCUCAACUGUGUAUGCCCGGGGACGUCCACUCUGAUUACUUUACUGAUACAUUCCUCCAGAGGACAAACAGCGCCUUUAGAAACCUUCAGGCAGCGAGGAGGAGCCUUUCAGCCCCUUAGCAGGGAAGGAGGAGCAAACUCAGCCGACCAAUGGCAGCGCACGUACCGCCGCUGCUCGGCCAACGAGGUGCAUCACAUCCGGCUGGAGGAGAGCAAGUUUUUCGGGGAGUACCAGGGCAAGAGCUUCACCUUCGCCUCAUUCCACGCACACAAGAAAUACGGCGUGUGCCUUAUUGCCGUACGGAGACUGGACACGGCCAACAUCCUGCUGAACCCUGGCCCGUGCCACAUCAUGGGCGCUUCAGACAUCUGCUUCUACAUCAACAUCUCCAAAGAGGAGAACUCGGCCUUCGUCCGGGGCCACAGAGAACCCAGCAGGGGCUCCGGGGACAGCGCCAGAGGCGUACCGCAAACCAUCUACCAUGGACUCACACGUCUGCCUGUCCACAGCAUCAUCGCCAGCAUGGGCACGGUGGCCAUAGACCUGCACGACUCCAGCGAUAGCAGCCCCGAAGGCUCUGGCCCAGGGGGCGUGGCUUUGAGCACGGGCAGGACUGGACGCAGCGGAACGCGCGUGGAAGUGGGUGGUGGCAACACGUUGGCCCCGCCCCCUGUGGGUGGAUCAGGUGAGGACAGGAGGCACAGCAUCGCUCCAGUGCUGGAACUUGUGGAUGGUGUCCACAGCCACACCUUCGACCUGCUGGGGGACCAAUCAGAGGACGAGGGGGGAGAGGAUGGCAAAGAAGAAGAGGAGGAGGAGGAAGAGGACGUGUUGGGGCAAGGAGAGCACAAGGGCCAGUGGUGGGGAGCGCAGGGCGAGUGGGUAAAGGGUUACCCACUGAACUCCCCGUACAUUGGAAGUUCUCCUGCGCUCUGCCACCUCCUGCAGGAGAAGAUGCCCUUUUGCUGCCUUCGCCUCGAUAAGGCGUGCCAUCACAUGCCCUACGAGGACGCUCGCUCGUACGGUUUCAAGAACAAGCUGAUCAUCGUGUCGGCUGAAAGCGCCGGUAACGGCCUCUACAACUUCAUCGUGCCUCUGCGAGCGUAUUACAGACCCAGGAAGGAGCUGAACCCCAUCGUGCUCCUGCUGGAGAGCAUACCUGAAGCAGACUUCCUCGAGGCUAUCUGCUGGUUCCCCAUGGUCUUCUACACCGUGGGAUCCAUCGACAAUCUGGACAGUCUCUUGCGCUGCGGCGUGACAUUCGCAGACACCAUGGUGGUGGUGGAUAAGGAGAGCUCGAUGAUCGCCGAGGAGGACUACAUGGCCGACGCUAAAACCAUCGUGAACGUACAGACGCUCUUCAGGCUUUUCCCAGCUCUCAGCAUUAUCACAGAACUCACGCACCCAGCCAACAUGCGCUUCAUGCAGUUCAGAGUGAAAGACCACUACUCACUCGCCCUCUCCAAACUGGAGAAGAAGGAGCGAGAGCGAGGCUCCAACUUGGUCUUCAUGUUCCGCUUGCCCUUUGCUGCAGGGAAGGUGUUCAGUGUCAGCAUGCUGGACACACUGCUGUAUCAGUCCUUUGUGAAGGACUACAUGAUCUCCAUCACCAGAUUGCUGCUGGGACUGGACUCUAUGCCUGGCUCAGGCUUCCUGUGUGCAAUGAAAAUCACAGAGGAGGACUUGUGGAUCCGCACUUAUGGCCGGCUGUACCAGAAACUCUGUUCCUCCACAGGAGACAUUCCCAUCGGCAUCUACCGCACAGAGGCUCAUAAACUCCCCGUGUCUGAGUCUCAGGUGUCCAUCACGGUGGAGGACUAUGAGGACACGCGGGAGCUCCGAGAGCCUCUGCUCUGUCGCUCUGGCCCUCAUCGCAACUCCACCUCGUCCGAGCCACUGUCCUCCUCGUCCUCGUCCUCCCAUGCCUCGGAUCACCCACUGCUGAGGAGGAAGAGCAUGCAAUGGGCGCGGCGGCUGAGCCGGAAGAGCGGGCGUGGGUCGAGUGGUGCCAAGGGAGCGGGCAGCGCGGCCGAGAGGAUCACGCAGCAGAGACUCAGCCUGUUCCGCCGCUCCGAGAGGCAGGAGCUCAACGCGCUGGUGCGCACACGCAUGAAGCACCUCGGCCUCUCGCCAUCUGGAUUCAACGGAAUGACCGACCAGGGCAACAGACUCUCCUACAUCCUCAUCAACCCGUCACCUGAUACGCGGCUCGAGCUGCACGACGUCGUGUAUCUGAUCAGACCUGAUCCUCUGUCUCUGGUGCCCAACCAGGGGGGUGGGCGGAAACCCUGCGUCGGCAAAUCGGACACGGAUCGCCACCGGUUCAACACGCAGGACAGCACUCACCUCUGAUCACACACCAGCACAACUACACCGCGGCCUGGAAGUGUGUGUGUGUGUGUGAGAGAGAGAGAGAGAGAGAGAGAGAAGAACAAGAGACCGGAGAAGACUGGACUGUGAACUGGAACUGAUUCCAAUCAGUUGUUUCUUGUCUUUCUUUCUUUAUUUUUUUAAUCCAGAAGACUGUCGAAUGCAUGGACCGGUUACAAUUUUAUUUAUGCAUCGAUUUUUUUUUUUUUCUUUUUCUUCGACGCGACGGAAGCCGAGGCCACGUAAGUGCAUUUAAACGCGAGUCCGUAAUUUGUAUUAGUCUACGUGCAUGUGAGUAUAUGUUCAAUAGCGAACACUGCCGAUCCGUUCUGGACUGCCAAAGGAACAACGAUGCCAAACGUCUGUUAAAGGAGGAACAUGAAUCCUCCGUCUUUGUCUCAUGAGCAGCCCGUCAUGCCUCUUAUCUGCUCUGUGGUCCAUCUUGGGGACUCCCCCCACCCCCCCAUGUUACACCCUGUGGCAUGGAUAUCAAGUGUUUUUCAUAAGCAUUCGAAUACAGUUUGACUUUUCCAGCUCCCUGUGGCAUUUCGAUAUGUGCCAACAGCACGGCGGCCAAACAGGAGCUUAUUAAACUGGCAGGGGCCCAAAUAAGUGAACUUUCUUCCACUCUCCAUCUGUUUUUUUUCCCUCUCGAAGGAGACUGUUGAAACUUCUACAUCUUUAAUUAAUUCGGGUUUUUUUGUUUGUUUGUUUUUUUUUUUAAACAUUUUUGGAAAGUUUCUGUGCAGCGGUCAUCACCGCGCUGUGAUGUUAGCCUUGAUAAGGAUUGUGUAUUUGGCUGUUUAUUUCGCUUUUUAACUCCAUUGCUUGACCUAUUGUUUUUGUCCUCUGUCACUCGAGUGUGUUGUUGUUGGCAUGCCCAGAGAGGAGCCUGCAUGCCAGACUCGCCAUAUACCCCGACCGCUUUGUGCUCCUGCUGGCAUCAGGCUACGGCUGCCUUCAUUCAGUGCCAUUCACGCACAAAGGCAUUAUGUACGGAAUAAAAAGUAAUCAAAACACCAAAUCAGAGCCUUUCGUGACUUUCAUUAUGAAGCGAAAAGCUGCUGCUGAGAGACCACGCGAGUCUCUAUAGCGAGAACUGAGUCAGUAUAGUACUCCAUUUUAACCCCAUAUUAUAGUUAAUGCCACACCCACUCACACCAACCACGCCCAUUCGCACAUACAGACUCUGAACACAGACGCUGACCCCAUGCUGUCCAUUUCUGGACUCUGACUGCGCCCCUUCACUCCCACGGUCUCUGACCGCGCCCCUUCACUCCCACGGACUCUGACCGCGGCCCUUCACUCCCAUGGACUCUGACCGCUCCCAUCUCCUCCCACAGACACUGACCGCUCCCAUCUCCUCCCACAGACACUGACCGCUCCCAUCUCCUCCCACGGACCCUGACCGCUCCCAUCUCCUCCCACGGACCCUGACCGCUCCCAUCUCCUCCCACGGACCCUGACCGCUCCCAUCUCCUCCCACGGACCCUGACCGCUCCCAUCUCCUCCUACGGACCCUGACCGCUCCCAUCUCCUCCUACGGACCCUGACCGCUCCCAUCUCCUCCUACGGACCCUGACCGCUCCCAUCUCCUCCCACGGACUCUGACCGCUCCCAUCUCCUCCCACAGACCCUGACCGCUCCCAUUAACAAAUUUCCAGGCCAGAAAAAAUGAACAAACUAGCCAGAUUUCUUCUGCACAUGGCACCAAUAACCAGCCCGAGUUUUUCCCAAAAGGUAUUGUUAAAACGAUAUGGUUAUU